Molecule: messenger RNA, 4440 nt
Organism: Glossina fuscipes
Lineage: Eukaryota; Metazoa; Arthropoda; Insecta; Diptera; Glossinidae
Gene: Stim
Product: stromal interaction molecule homolog
Exons: 12
Coding region: 259-3156 (965 amino acids)
Biological process (GO): activation of store-operated calcium channel activity; store-operated calcium entry; intracellular calcium ion homeostasis
Cellular component (GO): endoplasmic reticulum; plasma membrane
Molecular function (GO): calcium ion binding; protein binding; calcium channel regulator activity
Source: RefSeq, a predicted model, not a curated record
GGAUAAAUUUCUUAAUUAUUAUUAAACGAUUGACUAAAAUAAAUAAUUUUUUAAGGUUUAAAAAUAUUUUAUAAAAGGCGAUCAAGACGUAGACAAAAAAUUCAUACAGUAUAAUCAUAAAAUGCACAGAUGUUUGUUUAAAUGUAUGUGAUUUUAAUAUUUUCGUAGAGAGAAGAAAAACCCCAAAUUAAAAAAAAAAACAUUUCUAGAGGAAAUCACCUACAAUCACCAUAAAUCCGAAGUGCAGCAAAGUUAGCAAUGCUUAGGGAAGUUUUGAUCAGUUUUGUAUUGCUGUCACUCUCCACGCAAAGAUGUUGUGUUUAUAGCGGUGGAACACCUGGUGAGGCAGUUAUUCCCAACCGUUAUAAUUCGCAUAUACACGCCUCCGCUGACGGUGGAGGUGGUGGUGGUGGCAAAAUACCACACUUAGGAACGCAUUCAUAUCAUCAGCAUCAGUAUUCAACGCACAGCGGCAGUCCGCAUGUUUCAGCAUCUUCUUCUGUAAUACCCGGUAGCGGUCAUAUUGAAUCAAAAAACUCGUAUAAUUUAUUAAGCGAAGCAAUGUCACAGGCUGUUAGUAAUGAAUUCAGCUCUUUAGGUGGUAGUGGUUCAGCUGAUGGUGCUUGUCACGCCGAUGAUUUGGACUGUUAUAGUAUGCAAGAUCGUUUAGGUAUGGAAGCUAUACGUUCAUUACAUCGUCAAUUAGAUGAUGAUGACAAUGGCAAUAUCGAUUUAAGUGAAUCUGAUGAUUUUCUACGCGAAGAGUUAAAAUAUGAUUCGGGUUACGAGAAACGACAAAAAGCCUUUCACUACAAUGACGAUAUGCAUAUAUCGGUUAAGGAGCUUUGGGAAGCUUGGCUACGAUCAGAGGUUCAUAACUGGACCAUUGAACAAACCACAGAUUGGUUGGCUCAGUCCGUGCAAUUACCCCAAUACGUUGACCUAUUUAAAGUACACAAAGUUGCAGGAGCCACAUUACCACGAUUAGCUGUGAAUAAUAUGCAAUAUGUUGGAACUGUUUUGGGCAUUAAAGAUCCUAUACAUAAACAAAAAAUUGCUCUAAAGGCUAUGGAUGUGGUAUUAUUUGGACCACCAAGAGAGACUGGUACUCGCUGGAAAGAUUAUAUAUUGGUAACGCUUUUGUUAAGUGCAAUUAUUGGCUGCUGGUAUGCUUAUCAACAAAAUAAAAAUGCCAAACGGCACUUGCGUCGAAUGGCUCAAGAUAUGGAAGGCUUACAGAAAGCUGAACAAAGUCUGCAAGAAAUGCAAAAAGAGCUGGAACGCGCACGCAUGGAGCAGGAAAGCGUGACGACUCAGAAAAUGGAUUUAGAACGGCGUUUACGUGAGGUUCCUUCGCUUGCCUCUUCCAAUUCAGAUUUGGAAGUACAACAAUUAAAAAAAGAAAUAGAAAUGCUGCGCUCUGAAUUGUCUCGCGCGGAAAUUGAAUUGGUAGACAAUUGCUGGGCUCCACCUCCGCAACUGCAAUCAUGGCUUCAAUAUACUUAUGAAUUAGAGAGUAAAAAUCAUCUUAAGAAACGUGUGGCAGCUGAAAAACAGUUACAAUCGGCUCGUGAAGCGUGCGAGAAGCUACGUAAGAAACGUUCGAGCCUUGUGGGUGCAUUUGUAUCUACUCAUGGUAAAAGUAUAGAUGAUGUGGACCGUUCUAUCGUGGAAGCGCGUAAUUCAUUAGGCGAAGUGACCAAUGAAUUGCAAGAACGGUUGCAUCGUUGGAAACAAAUUGAACAAUGCUUGGGUAUGACUAUUGUCAGUAAUAAUGGUUUAACAUAUUUAGAAAGUGUACUUUACGGCCGUAAUAAUGGCGUUGGUUCAGGUGGCUCUGCUUCUUUAAAGAGCUCAAGAGGUCGCAUGACCAGUAGCUCAGAUGAUCUUGACGAUGAAUCUGUUCAAGGUUUUAUAGAUGGAUACAAUCGCUCUUCAGGUUUAUCAAACAGUACUAUAAUUAACAACAGUUCAGUGAAUGCGCUGCGCGAUGAUUCGUCGGGCAGCGAAGAUGGUAGUCCCGAUAGGCAAUCUGUGCAAUUCUACUUGGGUAAUAAUCCACCGACACCAAUUGCAAAUACAAAUGCGAUAUCUCCUUGCCCUGCUGGGAUAGCAUCACGCAAUCUCUUAUCAUCAGCAAUAACGGCACCAGCGCCUAUCGAAAAUCAUUUAACGUGCAAUAGUACUCAUGCAGCUGCGACUUUAAACUCAAAUUCGAUGACUUCCACGACAAAUAAUUGCAAUUCAAUUCAAGCUUUCAAUGACAGUGCUUUGGUUGGCGAUGAUGGCAGUCGUCACAGUCCGUCUGCAUCUUCAGAGCGGUCUAUAACUGUACCACCGCGUAAUAAAAAACAAACUUCAGCUACAUCUAUUUCAUCUGUUCCAUCCACUACUAGUAGUCCAUUUGUUCAUCCACCGCCACCACUACCACCCAGUGGUCCAAUUGGCCGUGCACCUCUUCCACCACCGCGUAAAGCAAAUCAAAGCAACCCUUUGUUAAGAUCACAAAGUUCUGAAUUGAUGAAUAAAGAUUUGUAUGCUUUGAUGACAAAAGCGCAACAGCCGCAAUUAUUGCAUCAGUCUUUGACGAAAAUCAAUGGAAAUAUUAUUACAUUGGCUCCGCCAAAAUGCAAAAAAAUGAUGAUGAUCAAACAGCACAGUACCGCCAGUCAACAAUCUACCUCUUCGACAUCGUCAUCAGUGCAUUCGGCUCCCGAUUUAACCAAGGGACAAUCACCUACACGAAUUUCAACAACCUCUUUGGAAAAAGUUAUCUUGCCCAACGCCUCCGCUAUCAACAACACUAUCUCUCAGACAUAUCAUCAUCAGCAGCACCAGCCAUUUAGUAGCCUUGGGCAACCGCCAACUAGUUUCCUUUGCCAUCAAAUACUGGACAAUGAAGCGUUUGAUAUAUGUUCGAGCUUAAACAAUGGAAAUUUAGAAUAUAUUGAAUCAGCUACUAAUGUAUCUCCUUUCAUUGAAGGUCAACUACAUAACAGUAGCCAAUUGAAUACGACAAACAAAACUGAAGGGGGUUCUGAUUCGAGAGAAGGCAACAACAGGUUGAUUGUGAAAAAACGUAAAAAGCGCUUACGUUUUGGUUUCGGUAGUAAAAAAUCCCAAAAUCAGGAAAGUAAAAUAAAAAAAGAAAAGUGAAUGUUAAUAGAAAGAAUUACCUAAAAGCCACCGUAAAAAAAAGAAAACAAAACAAAAAAAAAAUCAAAAACAUCCUCGCAAUCGAUAUGAAAAUACGUUAAAAGAAAUAAACUUUUUAAGGGUCUUCCAAGAAUUUAUUAAACCUUGAAAUUUGACAAAGUAGUAUAUGGCUUAUAUAUAGACUUGGAUUAUAAUAUGCAAAGUCUUCCCAAGUUUUAGUUAUUAAUGAAUUGAUCGUAUAACACUAUUAAUGCCUAAACUAUGUUUUUAUGAUAAAUUACUGAAUAUGUCAGUAUAAAAAACUGCACGUUAUAUAUCAAGUAUUUUUUUCCAUUUUAUAUUAUUUAUGUCCACUUAGGGUAGGCGCGUCUUCUUCUUUGAUAAUGCCGAAAUACAUUGUUUGUAACUAGAACUAGAACUACGGAGCUAUAAAUUUGGUGAUGAUCUUUAGCAAAAAAAUUCAACUAUUGCCUACUUUUAGACAAUAAAAAAAUGUAAAAAAAAGUUGUCUACUUUUAGGAGGAAAAUAUGACAAUACUAUAUUAAGUAAGCAAUAAAUGUAUGAAAACAAGUUAGAGAAUUUUAAGGUAUAUUACUUGAACCUUGCUAAAAGAUCUUGAUUUAUUGAGAGGAAAAUUUUUUUAAUAGAUUUCAAAUUGUAGGAAUGGAAAGGUCGGAACUUAUGAAGGGUCAUGCUACUAAAAAUUCUCAUAAUUAAUGUUUCAAGCUUUUAGUUGGUUUUAAUGAUAAACUAAAAGCUCUUUUUUGAGCUUUCAGUAAACUGAAAAAUUAAGCUAGUUCUUUUAUAUUAAUAAAAGUAAUUAGAGUAAAGAAAUUACAUAAAUGAAAAGCUUUCAAAUACCGACUGAAAGUUGCUCGUUUUCGCUGCCCUGCUUUGAUUUUUAAUAUAUAUUCAUAAAAGGAAUUGCGAUACGGAGAUGUCAUGAGUUGCAAGCAUGUUUGACACGGGAUACUGUUUGUUGUAUUGUUUAUGAUCAUCGUCACUAUUACAAAAGUUGGCGUUGUAUAUUUCAUACAAACAUUUUUAUACACCAGAAGGUUUAUUUUGAAAAUCUCUCUUCCCUCUUUAUUAAAUAAAAUGUACUGAUUUAAGCUAAAGAUACUAUAUCCCAACUUAUAUGAUCCUACCAUAUCUUUGGCUCAGAAUUCUAUAUUUAGAAAAAGUCAAAAGAAAAUGAUUUAAUAAUAAAAAGUGAGUUCCAUCAUUUUAUACACAGUUAUUGUUACAUAGAUAUACUUUUAAGCGUUUUUGGAUGAAAUUUA